Molecule: messenger RNA, 861 nt
Organism: Funneliformis mosseae
Lineage: Eukaryota; Fungi; Glomeromycota; Glomeromycetes; Glomerales; Glomeraceae
Source: the annotation of a GenBank genome assembly
AUGGAACAAAAUAACGAUGCUAAGAAUCAAAAUAAUUCUGAAUACACAAAACUCCUUAAUAGGAUGUAUUCUCAACAGUCUGCAGAGAAUACGAACGCAUAUAGUUCACAACCACUAACAGUAUCUGAGUCGAACAUUCAGCCUGACAACAAAAUUCUUCAACAGAGUAGUAUUCUAACCACGCAAACUAGUUCAUGUGUCAUGGCUGGAUCUCAAAGUCAACCUGCAAGUUCCAAUACCUUAGUAUUUAGUCAAGUAUAUCAAGAAUAUAUUUCUGCUUCACAGAUGCCUAAUGGCAUGCAAAUACCAUCACAGCAACAAAAUGUUAUGCAAACUGCGCAAAACUCUCCAUAUUUUAAGGCUAAUCUACUUCAUAAUGACAAUUCACAAAGGAACGUUAGUUGGGGUCACAUUGAAAACAAUCUACCAAAGUUAAGCAAUAUUCAAUCAAGUAUAACAAGUACACCAAAGAAUUCUAACGCUUACACAAAAGCGGUCGAAUUACCAGAAAGGAUGCCCGAGAAAACUCGUUUUCGUGUAGCAGAGUUUGUUACAGAUCAUCUUGAUUCGGUUCCUGGCGAAGAAAGGUUUUAUAAUAAUUUGUCGACAAAGUUACAGGAAAAGUUUUAUGCACAAAAAAUCAAUCGUAUGAGUUCGACCAAUAACGUGUCCCGUGAUAACGUGUCGAAAGUUAUGGCACGUGAGAUAAUAGGAAUAAAUGAGAAUGUUAAUUGGAUUGCAGAAAGGGAUCACAUUUUGAAAAAAUAUCCGCAUAAAUUGAUGAGAAAGAAACCAAGAUCCCGGGCGCCUCGCAAACACAGUACUGAUGGUUAUCUAUCUUCAGAUAUCGAAUAUAUCUAA